Penaeus chinensis is the source of this 961-nucleotide messenger RNA. RefSeq lists its product as uncharacterized. The coding region runs from base 77 to 961 and encodes 294 amino acids. The transcript is spliced from 5 exons. Lineage: Eukaryota; Metazoa; Arthropoda; Malacostraca; Decapoda; Penaeidae. The record is from RefSeq and is a predicted model, not a curated record.
CAGGGAUGAACCAAAGAUCUCCCAGGGACCGCGACCUUCACUUCCCCUUCAGGAAUUGACCUACGUUCGCGCAGCCAUGUUGACCCGGAGGGAGGUGGUCAUCGAGAAGCCCUUCCAAGACCGACGGUAUAAUGACCACAGGCGAAAGGUCCAGAGCGCCCUCCCGCGGAUAGACGCAGGUCCUCCUCGAGAGUACCCGCACCUGAUCCUCAAGCUGAAGAAGCUCCGACUCGAGAAGGACCGCCAAGGGAAGAUCUGUGAGGACAACAUCAAGCUGGUUCACCGCAUGGCCAUCAUCAUGAGGACCAAAAGGCUCGACAACAUCAACACAGCGCCGAGAGGGCCCUUCGAGCCCCGCAGCGCCGGGCCGCGUCGCCCCCCGCCCUCCAGGAGCAGCGACGAGGCCGACGGAGGCUGGGGGCCCGGCAAGUCCUUCCUGGAGCAGGUCACGGCCGAGGUCAACAAGUACUUCAAGCCUCCUCCGCCCGGCGAGGUGGUGCAGCACCGAGCACCUGCCGGGCGCUGCCGCGUGCCCCGCGUCGGGCCUCCGCCUGCGUCGCGGAGCCCCGCCCUCCGACGCAGUCCCUCGAACCGUCGAAGUCCAUCCCCCUCGCCGUCCAGCAGGUCGUCGGCCAGCUGUCGCCGCGGCAGGGAGACCACGAGGCUGUCCCCGAUGCCGAGGCUCAGCCGACGCCCCAGCAUCAGCGCCUCGCUCCCCACUCCCGGCGAAGACUCGAGCUCCGCCGCCGACGAGGACGACUUCGAGGAGGACACGGAGGGAAGCGAAGACAAGGAGAAAUCCGGAGAAGAGAGCGCGGAGGAGGAGACCGAGCGAAGUAGCGACGACGGCCAAGGGAGUAGGACUAAGUCGGAGUCCGCUGGGGAGUCCGGAGAGGGCGACAGCGACCACCACGUGUCCUCCAUCCUUCUGCAGCAGCACCCGAGUAUCACUAUAGACUGA